CGCUGGAAUCUGUGCAGCUCCCGCCAAGCCAAAUAUUAUGAAGACAAGAUGCCGCCGUACGCGCACAAGACGCACUUCAUCUCUUGAAAUAUUCUUCGUUAAGCUCCUUUCGCACUUUUGGACGUCGGAUAUCUGCAAAACCACCUGUAUCUAACGGCCGUCACCAGUGUGAGUUAGAUAGGCUACCCCUGAACGGGCAAUUCGUUGAAAAAAAUCAGUGCAGUAAGAACUACGCCGAUGCGUCGUCGCUUCACAUAUAUUAAAAUUAGGGGUCGGUGGUUGCGAGCAACGGAACCAUGAAAUGCGCAUUGGAGUAUUGGGUGCCCCUAAUGGCGUUUACGCGUGGAGAACCCACUGGGGCGUGUGUGUAAACGUGCGUGUAAGUGAAUGUGAGAGAGUGCGAAAGAAAACGAGGCAUUAUUUUGGUUUCCACGAGCUCUGCGCUUCAUUUCGCAGUGGAAAUAUGAGGAUCUCCAGAGGACGCGGCUGAUAAAUUGUAUUUUAGACCCUGUCACACACGAAGACGAUACCAGCACCACGGAUCCUGCUCCUCCUCCUCAGAGAACCCCUGUUUGAUACGAGGGGCUAUUAAAUAUCCAAAUUGUAAAGCGCAUCAGCAUCCAUCAUGAAUCCCAUGUCACAUCUAUACUACAAAAAGACCAGCUACUCACCAUACCGUGACCGGAUCCCGCUCCAGAUAGUCAGGGCGGAGGUAGAACUUUCUCCAGAGGAACGUUCUUUCCUUUGCGCCGUGGAAAAGGGCGACUAUGCAGGUGUCCAGCAUGCCCUGCGUGAGGCUGAGGUGUAUUAUAACAUCGACGUGAACUGCGUGGAUCCAUUAGGCCGCAGUGGGCUGCUAAUCGCUAUAGAGAACGAGAACUUGGAGGUGAUGGAGCUUCUACUGGACCACGGGGUGAACACCGGGGAUGCGUUGCUCUACGCCAUCCGCAAAGAAGUAGUGGGGGCUGUGGAGUUACUGCUGUCCCAUAGGAAACCCAGUGGAGAGAAACAGGUCCCAUCCCUAAUGAUGGACGCCCAGUUUUCAGAAUUCACACCCGACAUCACCCCCAUUAUGCUCGCCGCCCAUACAAACAACUACGAAAUCAUCAAACUCCUGGUUCAGCGGAAGGUCACCAUCCCUAGGCCGCACCAGAUCCGAUGCGACUGUGUGGAGUGCGUGUCCAGCUCCGAGGUGGACAGCUUGCGUCACUCUCGAUCUCGUCUCAACAUCUACAAAGCCCUGGCCAGCCCCUCUCUCAUCGCCCUGUCCAGCGAAGAUCCCAUCUUGACUGCCUUCAGGCUGGGCUGGGAACUCAAGGAACUCAGUAAGGUGGAGAACGAGUUUCGGCAGGAGUACGAGGAACUUUCUCAACAGUGUAAGCUCUUUGCUAAAGACCUGCUGGACCAGGCGCGUAGCUCCCGUGAGCUGGAAACCAUACUCAAUCACCGUGACGACCAGAGCGAGGAGUUGGACCCGCGAGAGUGCAGGGAUCUGGCCAAACUCAAACUGGCCAUUAAAUACCACCAGAAAGAGUUUGUGGCUCAGCCAAACUGUCAACAGCUCUUGGCCACACUGUGGUACGACGGUUUUCCGGGCUGGCGUCGCCGGCACUGGGCGGUGAAGUUGGUGAUGUGCUUCAUUAUCGGCCUACUCUUUCCCAUCUUCUCCAUCAUUUACCUACUGGCUCCAAAGAGCACGUUAGGGCUCUUCAUUAAAAAACCCUUCAUCAAAUUUAUCUGCCACACGGCCUCCUACCUCACCUUCCUCUUCCUCCUCCUGCUGGCCUCGCAGCACAUAGCACGCACCAACCUACACAUGCAGGGCCCUCCGCCCACUGUGGUGGAGUGGAUGAUACUACCUUGGGUGCUGGGCUUCAUCUGGGCUGAGAUCAAGGAGAUGUGGGAUGGAGGUUUUAAUGAAUAUGUCCAUGAUUGGUGGAACCUAAUGGAUUUUGCAAUGAAUUCGCUCUAUUUGGCCACUAUAUCCCUAAAGAUUGUCGCCUAUGUCAAGUAUAACAGCUCCCGUCCUCGAGAGGAAUGGGAGAUGUGGCAUCCGACGCUAAUUGCCGAAGCAUUGUUCGCUAUCGCCAACAUCUUCAGCUCGCUGCGGCUCAUCUCCCUCUUCACGGCCAACUCGCACCUGGGGCCGCUGCAGAUCUCACUGGGCCGCAUGUUGCUGGACAUCCUCAAGUUUCUCUUCAUCUACUGUCUGGUGCUGCUGGCUUUCGCUAACGGACUUAACCAGCUUUACUUUUACUACGAGACCAAGGCUUCAGAUGAGCCUAACCACUGCAAAGGGAUUCGCUGUGAGAAACAGAACAAUGCCUUCUCUACGUUAUUUGAGACACUGCAGUCCCUGUUUUGGUCGAUAUUCGGCCUCCUGAAUCUGUACGUGACCAACGUCAAGGCUCGGCACGAGUUCACUGAGUUUGUUGGCGCCACUAUGUUCGGCACCUACAACGUCAUCUCGCUGGUGGUUCUGCUUAACAUGCUCAUCGCUAUGAUGAACAACUCCUACCAGCUCAUCGCCGACCACGCUGAUAUUGAGUGGAAGUUUGCUCGGACCAAGCUGUGGAUGAGUUAUUUUGAUGAGGGCGGGACACUUCCCCCUCCCUUCAACGUCAUCCCCAGUCCCAAGUCAUGUUGGUACCUGUGUCGAUGGGUGCACAAGCGUCUCUGCGGGUCAGAGGCUGCUCUGCCCGAAGACCCCCACAAACCAGAGAACCUGAAGGAGUUCACGGAAAAGCACGCCGACAGACUGAUCCAGAAUCAGCAUUAUCAGGAAGUCAUCCGUAGUCUGGUGAAGAGGUACGUGGCAUCCAUGAUUCGCAGCGCUAAGACGAAAGAAGGCCUGACGGAGGAGAAUUUUAAGGAGUUAAAACAGGACAUCUCCAGUUUCCGCUAUGAAGUUUUAGACCUUCUCGGCAACCGGAAGCCGCCCCGCAGGAACUACUCCUCCAGCAGCGAGGCCACGUUAAGAGACGAGGCGAGCGAUGACGGCGAAGCGUCGAGCAACAACUUGCACCACAGCGACGGCGGCAGCAUCGGAGCCAAGGGCGUGUCUUUUAAGACUAUCACGCCUUCGGAUCCGGCUUAUGGGGUCUCCGCCCUCUUUCGCUCCAUCUCCGGGGUAGAGGUUGCAGCAUCGUCAACGUACAGGGAGGUUAAACCAAAGAUCAACGGAUUGAGGAAGAACCCAUCGCCCUCCUCUUCCCUGUCCUCGGUGGCUCCAGCGAGACCUGCACUUUCACGGACUUGGAGGCGUUUUUCGCGCUUCUCCAGUUCCAAGAAGAACUCUUUCAGACGGCUCGGCCUGCUGUUCUCGCGCAUGGGCAGUCACCUUCCCCAGCCUGCAGGUGUUACGGCGGCAACCUACACUAUCUCAGAUGGAUUGCUUCACCCGCCCGGGGCUUGGCAGGACUUAGGCUUCACCAGAGGUGAUGGUCCCGUCACCCGCAGCGAGACCAACCUUAAUCGGGUGGAUGCGGCCACUUUAAACGAGGGCGACAGUGUUGCCACGGCAACAAAUGGACAGAGAGUUAACGGGAGGGAUGUUUUGCUGACAUUAGGACCUCUGUCCUCCCCCACCUCCCUCCACUGUGCUUCCAGUUUUUCAGCUUCCAGUUCCCGACUCUUGGACUCGAGCGAGGACGUGUUCCAGGGUUUGGUCGGGCCUUGUGACGUACUAAGGCAAGACUCCUCCCACUGGGUAACGGAACAGGACGAUUCGGUGACCACGCAGCUAUAGUAUCGCUACUAUGUACUGUACAGCACUUUGAUAAUAACAAUAAUCAGUGACGAUAUCAAUAACGAUUACCAACCGACCGGUUCCUUUGUUUUAUCGCAUUUAGUUUGCUGCUGCAAUAUUUGUAUUUUCUCUCUAAGAUUUAACCAAAUCAAAAGCUAUUUAUAAGGCAGAAGGGAUGAGCAAAUGAAACGAUGGACGACAGAUAGAUUUAGAAGGAACCAAAACAUGUCACAACCAGCAGAACAGACGAAACAUUUCAUUAGAAAUGUUCUGUAAACCGCAGGCCAGGUACACAAAUAUUUGGACAAGUAAUAUAGUCGAGACAUUUAUUUACUGUUUUCAUUACCUAUUAGUGCUGCUCUCUCUCUCUUUCUCUCUCUCUCUCUCUCUCUCUCUCUCUCCUCUCUCUCUCUCUCUCUCUCUCAUUUUGUCAUGCUGUGUUCAAACUCAAAGCCAGCAUGUUUUUUUCAGACAGAAUUGUAAAAAGAUGCAAAUAGAUGCUGGUGAUGUCAUGCAGUGUCAAAAUGACAAUAAUUUAAAGUCAACAUGAAAUCAAAAUCGCCCCAUUCUAGGUCUCAUGAGCGCACGUUUUUCCAAAGAGGAUUGUAAUAACUUGCUCCGCCUCUGAAGUGACUUCAUCAUUUUGGUGAACGUUAAUCUAAAAACUUCUCAAAUUGAAAGCUGGUUGUCUUAAAUGUAAUAAAAUUUACAGCAAUAAUAGCAAAUAGUAAGCUUAAGUGAUAAAGCAUUGCAUUCUUAAUGCGAAGAUCUCCGGUUUGACCCAUAGACUGUAAAACAUACGGACGUUGUGUUUGUGACAUCACCCAUUGGUUUGUGAAGAGCUUUUUUGAAGCCAAUAGUAGGCGGUGCCUGUCGUCGCCAUCUUUGCCGCGCGUCACUGCACAUUACUUUCAGAUAACUAAAAAUGGAUAAAAAGACAGGAUGUGGGUGAAGCUGAGGUGGCUGGUUGCUGAAAACACACCCGCCUAUCUCGACUCUAGUGAUAGCAGUGGCAGUUCACCUGUCACUCACGUGGCCACGCCCUUAAUUAUGCAGAACUUUAAGGCUUAAUAUCACUUAAACAGAUGAGUUACAAAAAUAUUCACCCCCCUCACAGUUGUCAUGAAGGGCAAAAUUAGCUAUACAGACCAAAAACAAUUUUUUUUAUCAGGCUGUAAACAUAUUAUUUUCUACUGUAAAGUUGGCCAUUUUAACAUGGAGGUCUAUGGGAAUUGCCCCUCGGUUCCAAUCAUGUAUGCAAAAAGGUGACGGCGAGAUGCAUGAAAUGUAUGUCGAUCAUUGGAAUACAUUGAGAUGCCUGCAUGUACAGUACUUUACCUUUAACAUUAAUACUUUUAAUGAUCCAAGCAUUUCCAAAUGGAUUAGAUCAAGGCCCUGUGUUUCUUAAAGGGAUAGUUCGGCCAAAAAUAAUAUUAAACCCAUGAUUUACUCACCCCCAAGCUG
Paramisgurnus dabryanus is the source of this 5212-nucleotide messenger RNA. RefSeq names its product transient receptor potential cation channel, subfamily C, member 5a (gene trpc5a). The record is from RefSeq and is a predicted model, not a curated record. Gene Ontology annotation, cellular component: cation channel complex; plasma membrane. Gene Ontology annotation, biological process: calcium ion transmembrane transport; regulation of cytosolic calcium ion concentration. Gene Ontology annotation, molecular function: store-operated calcium channel activity; inositol 1,4,5 trisphosphate binding; protein binding. NCBI's taxonomy places the organism in Eukaryota, Metazoa, Chordata, Actinopteri, Cypriniformes, Cobitidae.